CGAUAGCAGAGUAUAUACACAUACAUACAUACACACACACACACACAUAUACAUUAUAGUUCAUAUAGGUUAAAGAAUUUUAUUGUCACGCAUAAGAUUAUUAAUUUAUCAUAUAACCAAAAUUAAAUUGUGAUAGUGAAACAUAAUAAUUUAAUUAAACAAUUUAAAAUGCCAGGAACACCUAUGAAAGAAAAGAAUGAUACAUUACAGAAAUUGCAAAUAACGGAACGCCCUCCGGUUACAAAUUAUGAACCUGUUGUGCGGGAAUUAACACAAACUGAUAGAUUAAAUAAAAAAUUAUUGGUAUCGCUUUUAGAAAGAAUGAAUAAAUCAACUGGCGAAUUCGAUAAAUUUAUGGACAAAGGAAAUAACAGUUGUGAUUCUCAAAAUGAUAAUGAGUUUUAAAUGUAAAUAUGCAUAUUAUAAAAGCUAACCUACAUAUAUCAUUAAGAUCGACAAGAUUAUCCUUACAAUUGUAUAAUUAUUAAAAAACGAAUAUUAUUUAAGAAGAGAAGAAAAUUUACAGAGUUUUUUGCAUUUAAAUAUUUAUAUUUAAGAAUUUUCUAAAAAAUUUAGUAUUAAACGAAGAAUUAAUAUUUUGUAUAUAAGAAAGUGGGAAUACAACUUGUUGAAUAUGACGACGCUAUCAGAUACUUCUGAUUAUAAUGAAAAUGAACAUGAUAUAAUAGUUCAAUAUGAAAAUCAAGAGUCAGAGGAAGAUCAAGAUAUUAUUCAACAAAAGUUAGACUUGGAAAAUGAAGAAAAUAAAGAAGAAAAUAUAAAAAGAAUUGAUCCAUCAACUUCAUCUAAAAAACAUAUA
Messenger RNA from Apis dorsata (giant honeybee), 820 nucleotides. RefSeq lists its product as uncharacterized. Lineage: Eukaryota; Metazoa; Arthropoda; Insecta; Hymenoptera; Apidae. The transcript has a single exon. The record is from RefSeq and is a predicted model, not a curated record. The coding region runs from base 169 to 405 and encodes 78 amino acids.